Mytilus trossulus (common blue mussel) is the source of this 1929-nucleotide messenger RNA. Its product is annotated as E3 ubiquitin-protein ligase TRIM33-like. The transcript has a single exon. Bases 1 to 1929 code for a protein of 642 amino acids. NCBI's taxonomy places the organism in Eukaryota, Metazoa, Mollusca, Bivalvia, Mytilida, Mytilidae. The record is from RefSeq and is a predicted model, not a curated record. Gene Ontology annotation, molecular function: zinc ion binding.
AUGGCGAUGUCGGCAGAGGUGAAAGAAGAAAAGUUGAAAGAAGAUUUUGAUGAUCUGCUCACUUGUACAAUCUGUUUGGAGAUUUUCAAAGAACCUAAGUAUCUGUCGUGUCUGCAUACGUUUUGUAAGUCCUGUAUUAAUACGUUUAUUGUUUCAACCGUGAAGGACAAUAACCCAAGUGGAUUUAAAUGUCCCGUAUGUCGUCGGUCUGUGUCAAUAGAUGAAAAUGAUAAGAAGCCUGACACUUGGGCCAAUAAAUUACCCGGGAACUAUUUUAUCGUAUCACUAAUUGAUAGAAGAGAAUUACAGAAACCCGAUAAGCUAUGUGAUACUUGCGAACAGGACAAACAGAAAGCUAUUUCCUUCUGUACUGUUUGUGAAGAGGCAUACUGUAAAACGUGCAGAAUGGCCCACAAAAUUUUCAAAAUGUCGAGGAGUCAUAAGAUAAUAUCAAUCAACGAUAUCAAUGCAGAAACUUCAAAUUUUAGUAUACAUUCGCAUGUCAAAUGUAAAGAACAUCCCGACAAGACGAUAGAAGUGUAUUGUAAAGAUCAUUCGAAACCUUGUUGUACAGUUUGUGCCACUGUCCACCACAGAAAAUGUGAACAAGUGGUGACUAUUGAUAAAGCGGUGACUGGGAUAAAAGAAUCCGGAAAAGCAAAACACCUGAUGACAAAGUUAACAGAAACGAGUAACACGUUAGGUAAAGUUCUACAAAACCAUAAAACUAAUAAAGACAAUUUUGAACACGGAAUAGAAACAGUUCUACAAGAAAUCUCAGGAUUAAGAGAAAACGUUUGUAAACAUUUAAAUAAACUCGAACAAAAACUUCGAGACGAGGCCAACAGUAGCAGGAAAGAAAAGGUUAUUAAGCUUGAUGACGAAACAACAGAUUUGUCCAGCCUAAAAUAUACAGUUGAUAACUGGAAGAGUUUAUUCGAAGCUUGUAUAUCUCAAGGAUCAGAAAUACAAUGUCUGGUCAAGAUGGACGAGAUUUUAAACAACCUUCAUCAAACUGAAAAAGACAUUUCUAAACUUUUACAUGAAAUAAGGGCUAUAUCCGUAAAGUUUGAACAUAAAGAUAUCAUUUCAGACAUUACCUCUCUCGGGAGUUUGAUUUUUGAUGAGCAACAGCCUUCUGCAUAUUCUAUUCCCGGAAGGAAGAUAGCAAAUUUUCAUACCGGAAAAAUCAGAGUAGCCUUCACAAUUGAUGUUACAGUAGUUGCUGUUAGCGGGAUAUUCUUUAAUAAUGAUAUUAUUUUGACUCAUUAUACGCAAAAGAAGAUCGUGUACUACGACCACAAAGGACAGCAACAAGAGCAGUUAGGUAUUCCUCACUAUGUAACAGACAUAACCAAAGUAGAUGAUCAAACUGUUGCCGUGUCUUCAAAUGAAAAUAAGAUAUUGGUUCUUAACGUUAAUCCGCUGGCUAUCUCUAAGACAUUAAACAUAAGCAACCAUGUGUGGGGAAUUUCUUUCUGUGAAAACGAAUUUGUCACUGCUAAUGGUCAAAAAAUAUCUUGGUUAAAUGUUGAAAAUGGUACAGUAGUUAGAAGUCAACAAACAACAGCAGACACAAGACAUGUUCAUUGCUACACGAAAAAUGAUUACAUCUACUGUGACAGCGGACAUUCUAUUAAAAGGCAGAGCAAUGACGGAAAAGGCUUUACGUAUAGUAAUACAAGUUUACAGUACCCGUAUUGCCAGGACGUUGAUAGUGACGGAAACAUUUAUACAACCGGGUAUGGUUCUAGAAACAUUCACCAGUUAACAUCUACUGGACAACUCAUGCGGAUCAUUCCCAUAUUGGAUAUAGAUAACACCAUCACAGCUAGUCCGUGGGUAAUACGGUUCCAGCCAAACAGUAACAGAUUUCUAUUAACAUUUGAUGGUAGUGCUUCCAAAGUUCUUGUGUGUGAAAUUGAUUAG